Artibeus jamaicensis (Jamaican fruit-eating bat) is the source of this 11705-nucleotide messenger RNA. RefSeq names its product PDZ domain containing 2 (gene PDZD2). Bases 567 to 9023 code for a protein of 2818 amino acids. The record is from RefSeq and is a predicted model, not a curated record. Gene Ontology annotation, molecular function: protein binding. The transcript has 26 exons. Lineage: Eukaryota; Metazoa; Chordata; Mammalia; Chiroptera; Phyllostomidae.
GGCCUCAGCGGCGCGGGGUCCCGCCGGGCGGCGCCUGGAUCUGAAGAAGCGAGAGGCAGCAGGAACCUCCGAGGAGCCGAGCACAGCCCCCUCAGCCCAGUGUGGUGCCUGGCACAGUCGACCGUCGCUGCAGGAAAUAACGCCUGCAUUGAAUUCUUCUGACUCACCUGAGUAGCCAUCCAGCUAGUCUGGAGUCAGCCAAGGAGAGAGGUGUGAAUGAAUCCGUCAGCUCGUGCUAUGGCCGAUGAAGGGACGCGACAUUUCUGGGACGUUUGCGUGGGCCCUGCUGUGAUGUGAGCCGAGCGGUCACUGGUCGGACACUUGCCCCCCGCUCCCCUCACUGAGCACUCCAGGCACAACGAUCGUCUCUCUGUGGGUCUGUGUCCUGUCCUCCUCCUGCCAAGGUGAACAGCCCCAUCUACAGCCGGCUUCCCUCCUCUGAGAGCCCAGACAUGAGCGCAGGCCAAGCCGAUGACAGCCAGGGCUCCCGAGGGACGUGGGGCCCCGGGGGGCCCGGCCCCCAGGCGCAGGUCCUCUCAUGAUGCUGGAGCUCAGGACUGAGCACCAUGCCCAUCACCCAGGACAAUGCCGGGCUGCACCUGCCCCUGCUCUGCCGGUGGCUGGAGAACAGCCUGCGGGAGGGCGGGGACGGGCCCGAGCAGCGGCUGUGCCAGGCGGCCAUCCAGAAGCUGCAGGAGUACAUCCAGCUGAACUUCGCCGUGGAGGAGAGUGCGGGGCCCCCUGACCGCAGCCCCCCGGGGAUGGAGAUCUGCACUGUGUACCUCUCCAAGGAGUUGGGGGACACAGAUACUGUGGGCCUCAGUUUUGGGAACAUCCCUGUUUUUGGGGACUAUGGAGAAAAGCGCAGGGGGGGCAAGAAGAGGAAAACCCACCAGGGCCCCGUGCUGGACGUGGGCUGCAUCUGGGUGACGGAGCUGAGGAAGAACAGUCCGGCCGGGAAGAGCGGGAAGGUCCGGCUGCGUGACGAGGUCCUCUCCCUGAACGGGCAGCUGAUGGUCGGGGUGGACGUCAGUGGGGCCAGUUACCUGGCUGAGCAGUGCUGGAAUGGCGGCUUUAUCUACCUGAUCAUGCUGCGUCGCUUCAAGCACAAAGUCCAUUCUCCUUACAAUGGCAACAGCAGCAACAGCUCUGAACCCGGAGAGACACCGACCUUGGAGCUGGGUGACCGAGCAGUGAAAAAGGGAAAAAGAACAAGGAAGUUCGGAGUCAUUUCCAGGCCUUCUACCCACAAGGCCACUGAAGAAUCCAAGAGCGGCACUGGCUGUGAGUUGGACAAUGACCCCAUCUCUGAGCCGGACAAUGGCCCAGACCCUGAACUUGGCAAUGGUCAUGCCUUUGAGCUAGAAAACGGCCCAGAUUCUCUAAAGGAGGUGGCUGGAUCCCAUCCAGACAGGUCAGAAGCAGACAGAGGGACAGAGCACAGCGUUCCAAAGACAGAUGCUUCUCUGCCCACAAGUAAUGACAAACGCCACUUCUCAAAAUCGGGGAAGACGGACUUCCAGUCAAGUGACUGCCUGGCACGGGAGGAAGUCGGCCGGAUAUGGAAGCUGGAGCUGCUUAAAGAAUCGGAUGGGCUGGGAAUUCAGGUUAGUGGAGGCCGAGGAUCAAAGCGCUCACCUCACGCGAUCGUUGUCACUCAAGUGAAGGAAGGAGGUGCCGCUCACAGGGACGGCAGGCUGUCCUUAGGAGACGAGCUGCUGGUAAUCAAUGGUCACUUGCUGGUCGGGCUGUCCCACGAGGAAGCUGUGGCCAUUCUUCGCUCAGCCACGGGAAUGGUUCAGCUGGUCGUGGCCAGCAAGGAAACCUCUGCAGAGGACAUCCUGAGGUUAACAUCUAAGAGUUUGCCUGAUCUGACCAGCUCGGUAGAGGACGUGUCCUCUUGGACUGACAACGACGACCAGGAGCCAGACGGGGAAGAGGACGAAGGAACUGGCUCGUCUUCCAUCCAGGGAGCGGUCCCCGGGGCAGAUGAGGCCCACGACCCCGGUGGCUCCGAGGACGCCAAGGGAAACCUGGAAAGUCCCAAGCAGGGCGGCAGUAAGAUGAAGCUCAAGAGCCGUCUGUCAGGAGGUGUACACCGUCUAGAAUCUGUUGAAGAAUAUAACGAGCUGAUGGUGCAAAAUGGGGACCCCCGGGCCAGGAUGUUGGAGGUGUCCCGAGAUGGCCGGAAGCACUCUCUCCCCCAGCUACUGGAAUCUUCGAGCACAGCACAGGACUUCCACAUCGUGAAGAAGUCCACCCGCUCCCUGAGCGCCACGCAGGUGGAAUCCCCCUGGAGACUCAUCCGGCCGUCGGUCAUCUCCAUCAUCGGGCUGUACAAAGAGAAGGGCAAGGGCCUUGGCUUCAGCAUCGCGGGCGGUCGCGACUGCAUUCGAGGACAGAUGGGGAUUUUCGUCAAGACCAUAUUCCCGAACGGAUCGGCUGCAGAGGAUGGAAGACUUAAAGAAGGGGAUGAAAUCCUAGAUGUAAAUGGAAUACCAAUAAAGGGCUUGACGUUUCAAGAAGCCAUUCAUACCUUCAAGCAAAUCCGGAGUGGAUUAUUUGUGUUAACGGUACGCACAAAAUUGCUGAGUCCAAGCCUCACGCCCUGCUCAACACCCACGCACAUGAGCAGAUCCAGCUCCCCAAACUUCAAUGCCAGUGGGGGAACCUCGGCAGUAGGCCCCGAUGAAAGCAGCCCCUCGUCCCUGGGGCGGAAGGCCCCUGGGCCCAAGGACAGAAUUGUCAUGGAAGUAACGCUGAACAAAGAGCCCAGAGUCGGGUUGGGCAUCGGCGCCUGCUGCCUGGCUCUGGAAAACAGCCCCCCGGGCAUCUACAUCCACAGCCUCGCCCCCGGAUCCGUGGCCAAGAUGGAGAGCAACCUGAGCCGCGGAGACCAAAUCCUCGAAGUGAACUCCGUCAACGUCCGCCAUGCCGCUUUAAGCAAAGUCCACGCCAUCUUGAGCAAGUGCCCCCCAGGACCCGUUCGCCUCGUCAUCGGCCGGCACCCCAACCCAAAGGUUUCGGAGCAGGAAAUGGACGAAGUGAUAGCACGCAGCACUUACCAGGACAGCAAGGAGGCCAGUUCCUCUCCUGGCUCAGGUACCCCCUUGAAGAGCCCCUCCUUUGCAAAGAAGGACUCCUUGGUCUCUGACUCUGAACUCUCCCAGUACUUCGCCCAGGACGCCCCAGGCCCCCUGUCGGACUUUGUGGUGGCCGGCUCCGAGGACGAGGACCACACAGGCAGCGGCUGCAGCAUCUCUGAGGACGGCAGCCUGCCGCCCAGCACCCCUGCUCACAAGGAGCCCGGAAAAGCCAGGGCCAACAGCCUUGUAUGUCUGGGAAGCCAGCGGGGCUCCGGGCUCUUCCACAAGCAGGUGACAGUUGCCAGACAAGCCAGUCUCCCUGGAAGCCCACAGGUGCUCCGAAAUCCUCUCCUCCGCCAGAGGAAGGUGGGCUGCUACGAGGCCGACGAUGCCAGUGAUGAGGGCGAGUUCGACAGCGAAGGCGACUGCGUUUCCCUCCCAGGGACCCUCCCAGGUUCCGGCAGGCCUCGGACGGAGGUCGACUCCAGGCCUGUCUCCAUGACCUCUUCCAAGGUCACGGGCAUCAACAACCAGGAGGAACAUCCCCCGAAAACCCUGGUCAGCAAGGCCUCCUCAGUGCCUCUCCUGGGUAGUGCAUCAAACUUAGAGCAGAGUGUCCCAGGGGCCUUGGGGGACACUCUUUUGCAUGCAGCCAGCCUGCUGUCCUCUGCAGAGGCCGCCAAGGGUGGCUCUGGCGGCUCAGGGCGGAAGGAAGUGUCAGGAUCCAGGAGUUCACCCAAACUGGAGUACAGAGCCAGUCCCCGGAGUCCAGUGAGUGCAGACGGUCCCGGUUGCCCCCAGAAGGAUGGAAGCCUGGGGUCCAGACACAAACCUGUGGCCAGGGUCAGCCCACACUGCAAGUGGCCAGAGGCCAAUGCCAGGCUCGGCAGCUCAGAGACAGUGAACCUGAUGGAGGGAGCUGAUGACCCAUGUGGUCUGGAUUCCGAAGUCCAGGGCACAUCGGGGCAAGGGACCACAACUGGUUUUCGACCCGGUGGAACUGUGGAAAAGGAACCUCUGGGGAAGCGGACUGCCGGGCACGGGCCCCACCCAGGUGCUGGCCGCCUCGCCGAGAACCUGCCCGAAGCGGCACCAGACCAGGGGCAGCAACCCAGGACAGGACUGGAUGGCUCCCCAGACCAUGUCCCUUCCCCAGGGCCCAAGGGGGCCGCUCACCCUAACCCCAGCAAAACCUCAGGGGACACAGAACAAGUGAGGCAGCCUGAGGACCCCAGAGGGCCAGUGUCACCCAGGGUCCCCAAGUCUGUGGACAGAUGUCACGUCGCCGGCCUUGCCCAGGACCACAGCACCUCCCCAGGGAAGACCACAGCGGCUCACCCGGACUUCAGUGCCACUAAGGCAGCCUCCGAAACCAGUCGGCCAGACACCCCUGGGAAGGCAGGCGCGCACGGGGCAGCAGGACCCGAGGCAGAGGGGGCGACUCCGGCAGGCCCCGUCCUGUCACCAGGCCUCCUCGCGGGCCAGGAGAGACAAGGAGUUCCCAGUGACCACAGCCAAGUGCUGCACAGGAUGGAGGCCCUCACACCUGAGCGCGCCGGGGAGUCGGUGCUGCUCCAGGGAACAGACGCCAGGCCCGCAGGGGCACCGCAGACCCGCGGCGCCGGCACGUCACCCCCAGAGGAGCGCAGCAGCGCCUCGGGCCCCGGCCGCCCCACGGGGAGCGGAGGGGGCCCUGUGACUGACAUCGACGGCCUCAUCCAGGAGCUGGUGGUUUCGGAAGGAAGGCCACGGUCUCCGGACAAAGGGGACUGGGCAAGUGGAGAGGACGGCUCGCAGGGCCCGCUCCCUGCGGCAGCCGGAGGGGGGCGUGCGGGCCGCGCCGAGCCGGCCGCUGGGAGCCAGACCCCAAGCCCGGGGAGGGCCUGCGCCGCCGGCGUGCAGUGGGCCUCCCAUCCCUCCGUGUUGGAUUCCAUCAACCCCGACAAACACUUCGCUGUGAGCAAAAGCUUUCUGAGCAACUACUCGAGAAAUUUUAGCCCUUUCCACGAGGACAGCACAUCCCUGUCGGGCCUGGGUGACAGCACAGAGCCGUCUCUGUCCUCUAUGUACGGCGACGCGGAGGACUCGUCAUCUGACCCCGAGUCGCUCCCUGAAGCCUCACGACCUGCCACCCGGGUCAGCUGGUCCCCUCCUCGUUCUCGGGGGUCGUCUCCCAAGGAAGAGGCCACGGAGUCUGAGGAGGAACAAAUUGAAAUUUGUGCCACCCACGGUCCCCCCAAGCCCGCCCCGACGGCAGCACGCCCACCUACCCGGACAGCACCCUGCCCUACUCCGGCCAGAGUCGUGCAAGGUGCACCCAGCGAGGCUGCGGCGAGGCCCCGCGAGGGGGUGUCCCCUGCAACCCCAGACGCUGCCCCGCCGUUGGUUCUCCUGGAUGGAAACUCUCAGGGGUGCAAACCCCACGCAGACCUAAGAAUGGCACAGAAGCGCAGGUCUUUGUGUGAAGGAGCAGCCGUGGAAGCCACCGGCAGUGGCUCAGCCGCGGAAAACAGCCAGGCUUCUGAAGCCACCAGGCGUUCGCACAACCACGCAGUCCCUCUCAACCCUCCUAGCACGGUAAAUGGUUUGGGACAUGACUUGCUGGACGGCAAAAGUCCGGAUAAGAAACCAGAAACUAAAAUUAAUGCAACCGAAAAUCGGUCCUCCUUUCGUAUGGGUGCCCCUGAGAACGGGGAAUCUGUUUUGACCAACCUGCACAUCUCUGAGAGUCAAGACCCGGAUGACCUUCUGCAGAAGCCAAAAAUGGUCUCCAGGAGGCCCAUCAUGGCCUGGUUUAAAGAAAUCAAUAAAGGAAACCAAGGUACACACUUGCAGAGCCAAACUGAAAAGGAACAGGCCGUGGCGCCACCCAGAAGUCCCGACUCUAAAAGCCAGGCGCUGGGCACGAACCACAAAAAGGGGGCUGCUGUGCCCAACAGUCCCCCUCAGCCGAAACUGAAUCUUGAAAAUAAAGACACACCUAAAAAAAGCUCAGUGGAAACCCUUCUAAAUAACUGUCAGAAAUCCAAAUGUGGCCCUAAGCUGAGGAGACUGAGCAUCAAGAGCAAAAGCAAAGGUGGUUCCGAGGUCCCUGCGGCUAAUCCACCAAAGGCCAGUGGGGCAGACCAUCGGAGACCCCUCGUUUCCCCCCAGGCCUCCCACAAAGCGCUUCCUAAGGCAGCAUCACACCGGCUCCAGGGAGCCGACCGUGAGGACCCCGGCAGAAACACCACAGCCACUGUCAAGUCCCCCCAGAGUGUGCUGGAGAGCAGGCCACCCGCUGCAGCCCCGGGGUCACUGAGGCCGUCAGCAUCAGACACGAGCAUCAGACCGUUCGCUUGCUCCCCGACCUCCCCCAAGGCUCUUCCCGAGCAGGGUUUGGGGGCUAGAUUCCACCCAGCUGUCCACUCUGAAUCCGACAGAGGCUGCCCGGCCACCCCCAGAUCGCCUAAGUGUGGACCAGAGAGCAGGGAGGCUUCAGGGACAGGCGCUGCAGCGUUGAGGAGCAGCAUGUCCGUGGAAGUGGACUCGAGGGAGACCCCGCCCCCUAGGCAGGGCCAGCAGCUCUCAGCCAGCCAGACAGGUUUGGUACCAGGAGUAGCCCAACCCAGGGCAACUGGCGACAAAGGAAGCCAAACAAUUGCCGGUGAUCUCCCAGAAAGAACAAACCAGCUGAAAAUAGUUGAAAUUUCUUCUGAGAGAAUGCCAAAGAAAGCAUGGGGCGGUGCAUCCACCGAAAGUGACAGACCGGGAGGGUUCUUGGCCCAGAGCAACUAUCAGGAGAAGAGUGAAAUCAGACUCUGUCACCAGUCAGUGGAAUUGUCCCCAAAUCAUCCACCCUCACUCACGUCGUCGCGUGCCUCCCAGGCGGAGCAGGAAACGCAGCGCCCCCUCGGCAUGGCGAAAGUGGCCGCCUCCUGCUCCCCGCAGCUGCCUGCUGCAAAGGCAGGUUCCUCUCUGGGAAAGUCGCUCCAGAUGUCAGAGUCCCCAGGGACACCCCAGAACGGCACACCGGGGGGCCCAGCACUGGAUGAGCAUCCCUAUUUCAUGCCAAGGCCAGCGACCAGGACCUACUCCAUGCCAGCCCAGUUCACAAGCCAUUUUGGACGGGAAGGGCCUUCCCUGCCCAGCCCAGGUCGCUCUCACCGGGACAUCCCUGCUACAAGCGGUGGCCUCCUUGAGGCCAGGGUGUCCCGAGGCGGUGCUCUUGGCCUGGUUAAUGGACAGGGUGUGUAUAGUGUGAAGCCCCUGCUGGAGAUGUCAAGGAACCUUCCGACGACUGACAAAGGGGAUGGCCUUUCAGUGCAGGAGAUGGGCUGCCUAGUCACAGACAAAAUCAAGGUCACCAGGAGACAUUACUACUCUGAGCAGAACUGGCCCCAUGAAUCUACCUCAUUUUUCUCUGUGAAGCAGAGGAUCAAGUCCUUUGAGAACCUGGCCAAUUCUGACCGGCCCACGCCCAAGUCUGGGGCUUCCUCUUUUCUGUCUGUGAGCUCCAAGCCUCCCCUCGGGAGGCGGUCUUCUGGCAGCGUGGCUUCGGGGAGCUUCGGCCCCCCCAGUGACCCGACCGCGAGGUCCCUGAGACGCAGCCUGAGCUCCUGCAGCGAGAGCCAGAGUGAAGCCAGCAGCCUCAUCCCCCAGAUGACCAAGUCCCCGUCCAGCAUGACGCUGAUGGUCUCCCGGCAGAACCUGGUGGAGGCCAGUAUCAAGGGCCCUGACCCUGACCCGAAGAAACCGCCCGGGCCUUCCGGAAUCCCCACCCCAACGGUGCCACCUGCUGCCCCCAUCAGGAGGAGCAAGUGCUCAGUGCGCCACACCCAGCCCUCGCCCCUGUCGCGCUCCAAGCUCCAGGAACUGAGGGCCUUGAGCAUGCCCGACCUUGACAAGCUCUGCAACGAGGACUUCUCUGCAGGGCCCACGGCUGUGCUCUUCAAAACCGAGCUGGAAAUCGUGCCCAGAAGGUCGCCCGGAUCCCCAGCCGGGGGCCUCAAUGGGUCCACUGCCCUUCUGUGCCCUGUGAAGGGCGGGGACAGGGCCUGUCCAGCGGGAGGCAGGCCUAAAGCUGGGGAGCCUGGGACACCCAGCUCCACCAACGCGGGUGAAACCACCCAGGCUCCGCCUUCCCGAAAAAGCUGGUCGGUUAAUUUGGACCAGCUUCUAGUGUCUGUGGGGGACCAGCAAAGAUUACAGGCCGUUUUGUCCUCGGUGAGGUCAAAGUCUACCGUCCUGACGCUCAUGCAGGAGGCGAAAGCACAAUCAGAGAAUAAAGAAGAUGUUUGCUUCGUAGUCUUGACUAAAAAAGAAGGCUCAGGUCUGGGGUUCAGUGUGGCCGGAGGGUCAGAUGUGGAGCCGACAUCGACUGUGGUCCACAGGGUAUUUUCUCAGGGGGCAGCUUCUCAGGAAGGGACCGUGCACCGAGGGGAUGUCCUUCUGUCAGUCAACGGCGCUUCACUGGCUGGCUUAGCCCAUGGGGACGUCCUGAAGGUUCUGCACCAGGCACAGAUGCACAAAGAUGUCCUUGUGGUCAUCAGGAAAGGAAACAGCCAGCCCAGGCCCUCCAGCCAGCAGGAGCCACCCACAGCCAACGGGAAGGGCUCCCUGCCCAGAAAGAGCAUCUCCCUGGAGCCCGGAGUGGGGAGAAGCACAGCCGCACACGAUGCUCUGUGCGUCGAAGUGCUGAAGACUGCGGCCGGGCUGGGACUGAGCCUGGACGGAGGGAAACCGUCCCUGUCUGGGGAUGGGCCUCUGUUCAUUAAACGAGUGUACAAAGGCGGUGCGGCUGAACAGGCCGGAACAAUCGAAGCUGGGGAUGAGAUCCUCGCCAUUAACGGGAAACCCCUGGUGGGGCUCCUGCACUUCGAUGCCUGGAACAUCAUGAAGUCGGUCCCCGAGGGACCCGUGCAGCUGGUGAUCAGGAAGCACAGGAAUGCCUCCUGAGACCAGCGCGAGUGGGGACACUCACAGUUGUGAACGAGAGUCGCCUUUCUCUGUCCCCUCCAUACCUUAGCAAAUCAGACUUCUUUACACCAGGGCUUCCUGAAACAGCAGAGGCGCACUGGCGUGGGCAAGGACCACAAAAAUCUCCACUUUCACUGACACAGGAAGCUCGACUCUGGGAGCUUUCUGCCAGGACCACCCAGGCCAGGAGGGUUCAUUCUGUCGCAGCGCUGCUCCCCCAGCUUUCACUGCUCCUGAUGGGGAUACAGAAGUGGCAUGCGGCCCUCUCUCAACACCCAGCUGGACCUUCGCUUCCCUUCUGCCACCUCGCCUGACAUACCUGAUCCACCCAACUAGGGAGCCCACAGAGUCCGUGCAAACGUCAUAACUGAACAGACUCCAGAUUUAUGUAAAUUUGUAAGUAACCAGACUUGAGGGACAUGCAAUGGAGAGAGCCGUGGUCUGGAUGUUACCUGGAAAAGGAGACAUAAAAAAUAUAUAUAUGAAUCAAUUAUGACCUAAUGGUUAGGCUGAGCUCAGGAAUUAUCCAAAGUGAAAAAGCAAACUACAGGAAGUGGUGUGUUUUAGUGAGUGUAAUGUGCAAUGUACAGAUGCAGAGUACAAUUCAGUGGGUUACUGAGCACCAUGGCGUGUUGGUCGUAACCUCGUAGAAGUGUAGGUCGGAAGGCUCUUUUACCGAAAUGCAGUUCUGAUCAACUGUACUAAAUAGCCAUGAACUUUGCUGCUAAGCAGGAAGUUCCAGCUCUGAAAGCACCUUGUAUUCAGUUGGGAACUGGUUUUGAAUUCGAGCUUGAGUUCAAGACUGGCCAACACAAGAGCAGGCAGAACCAUUGCAGUCACUGGGUUUCUAUGCCUGUAUUUUAUGUACUCCAACCAGUAAUUUUCAAUUUUUAGAAAUCAAGUAUCUUUUUAGUGUCCUUGGAUUUAUAAACAUAGGCAUUAUAUUUACAAUCCAAAUAGAGGAGCUUAAAAUAGUUCUUUCAAGGGACUUUUUUGGUCGUUCCUUUCCCCUUCCCAGCAAGCUUUAAAAAACGGGCUGUUUCUAAGCAUUGGAUCACUUUUGCUGACCUGGGUGUAAUGACAUACCUCUGCAGCGACUGAAGUUUUGCUAUUUUUGUCUGUUUUGCAAAGUCUUCCUUUUGCCCAACUGCUACCCUACAGAAGACCAUUGUUACUCACACUGCUUGUGAAACUUGUCCCAGCUGCUCUCCUUUCAAAGCAGGAGCUUCAUCGGUGCUGUUCCUUGUCACAAAAUGGGCUUUUCUCCCCUCGUACUUCUCAUCAGCUUCAUUCACCAAAGGGUAGUAAAGAGGAGAAUGGAGAACAAGAGCAAGUCCCUCGUUCAAGGUAAAAGAGCAGGACUAUGUAGUUACUAUCCAAAUUCUCAAGGGGGGCACAGGCUAGCUGAUUGAGUUUAGGGAAUACAGGUGAGACUGCACACCUGUGAACAUCACGACGCUAAGGUUUUAUGUUGGAGCGUCUUUAAUAACCUGCAGCUUGGGCCCGUGGCUUAGAAGAGGAACUCGGGUCAUUACACCCCCAAUCACGGAGGCGCUUGAGCCGUCAACUCUGUACACCACCUUUCUGCGAGUAUGAUCCCAAUAAACCUCUGUGCAUCUGAGCCAGAGGGCUCUCUCAGAUGGGAGUGAAAUGUCUGGUUGGUGUGAGCCUACAUUUCUCAUUUUUUUUUAACAGGCUAUACAAGCGGAAAUGUAGUACAGGAAUUAGCAAGGACCUGAUUAAUUUAGCCUCUACUUUCCACUAUAAUUCCAGGUAGGAUACUCUAGAAACUCAGUGCAAGCUGCAUGCUAGGUUGUUUUUAAGUCUUUGGGGGUCAGUUUUGUGGUUUGUUUCCUUGACACGAGACUAUUUGAAGUCAACACUGAAAACAGAUUUUGGCCUCUACUCCCAGCUGUGCCCGAGGAGCAGUCCUGUCCUCUGUGACCGGGCAGGGCUUUCCAGAGCAAUGCCCAGCAGUGUGGGGGAGUGGGGGGGGUCUCCCUCGAGUGUCCGACCCUCACUCGCACCUGAGGAAUGCACGGGCGGACCUCUGGCUCACCAAACUCUGUUCAAGUCAUCAGCCAUUUCUCAUAGAUCUUGCUGGAAGGAUUCCCUGGCAGACAGUUUGAACAUAAGGGAGGAAGCAGAAGCUAAACUGUUUUGACCCUAAGAUAGAGAGCUAUUUAUUUGUGUUCAGUGUUCAAGGCAUGACUAGUAUUUCUAAUUAGUCUAAUAAGUUCCCACAGUUUCUGAAGUGAACACUAAUGGUAUUGUCCUACUAAAACGCUCAUUGUUUUGGUUUUUAACUGGUCGGUCAUUCACAAUAAGCUAUGAGGGUAAAUAUGUGUUAUGAUACGUGAAUCAUAGUUGCCAGGAUCAACCAUGAAGGUUGAAGUAGGUUGAGUUCAUUUCUGUUCUACCGUAUGCAUCUCAUUUAACUUUGUUUGACCUAAUUGGCACCGCACCUGUUGGUUGUAUGAUAUACAUAAUUAUUUAUGUAAAGUAAAAAUGCCUUAUAUUAUUAAAGAGUAAGUGCAAUAAUAUGAAAUAGCCUGUACAUUUUAAAAUGUUGUCACUGUUAUGUAAACCCACAUCUCUGUAAACAACCUUUUGUAAGUAAUUUUAAAAAAAAUAAACACUCUGCUUACUAGUUUUUCUAGU